Aspergillus calidoustus is the source of this 2422-nucleotide messenger RNA. The record is from the annotation of a GenBank genome assembly. NCBI's taxonomy places the organism in Eukaryota, Fungi, Ascomycota, Eurotiomycetes, Eurotiales, Aspergillaceae.
AUGGUCCCCGCGUCCGCUACAAGCCGCAACAAUAGCGCUAAUAGCACCUCCAAUACACCCUCGUACAAACGCGGCUACGUCGCGUGCAUCGGGUGCCGCACGCGCAAAGUCCGCUGCGUCCUCGGGUCCAAGCCGCCCUGCGCGAAAUGCCAGCGCGAGCACCGCGAGUGCGUGUUUCAGAAGGGAGAGCGGACGGGGAGGAGGCGUGAGGCGCCAAAGUGGGCGAGGGCUCAAAGUCAGAGUCAGAGGGGUGGCAAUUCGACUCCGACUCCGACGCGAGAGGAUGAGCGGAGUGACGAGGCGCGAUCGGAACGUAGCCGGCGCGAGUCAGUAGCCGAGCAUCAAGACCGCAAUCCAAUUGACGACGGCAACGGCAACGGCACCGGGACUCUGGGGAUCCAUGGCGAGGCAGAGGACUCGCCGCUGACCGACCCGGUCAUGUCCACCAUCUUCACGCGGCCGAGUGAUGCGCUGGAUGUGCUUUUCGAUGCGGCUCGGCCGGGGCCGGUGCAGGAGCCGCAUGGAGGACCCUUUUCCGCCGACGGACCCUUUGGUGUGUCUAGUCUUGUUUCGGAGAGUGGCCUUGUCGCGGUCUCUGCGCUGUCGCAGCCGAGUGAGGAUGUUCUUGAUCUGUGGGACAAGUGUCGCUUCGUGCGGCAGGGCUGGUUUACAGGGCAAGAGGCAGUUACGUAUCUCGAUCUGCUGUAUCGCUAUCUCGCACCCCUUGCCCCCGUACUCACAGACGACUACCGAGAUCACAGCAGCCACGUCCGCCUCGUCACCGAAGAGCCCAUGCUCUGCUGCACGCUGCUGAUGAUCGCAUCCCGCUACUUCAUCCUCCCCGGCGCCGGCGGCGUCUCCCGAAGCCACUUCAUCCACCAGCGACUCUGGCAGUACUGCGAGCUCCUGAUCCGGCGGAUCAUGUUCGGACAGGAGAAGCACUCGACUGCAAAGACGCGCAUCGUCGGCUCGAUAGAAAGCCUCAUCCUCAUCUCCGACUGGCAUCCGCGCUCUGUGCACUUUCCGCCGGAUACCGAGGGUUGGGACGCGGAGUUGAUCUCGCCUGCGUAUGACCGGCGGAAUCGAGUGCAUACGAAUGGCGAUGUCCCGCUCAUUCGCUGGCGUGAGGAUGUGUUUGAGCCUGCAAGGCGCUCGGAGCGGAUGUCGUGGAUGUUUCUUGGUGCGGCAACGAGUUUGGCUUAUGAGUUGGGCAUCUUUGAUAGUGCGGGUGCGAAUAGUUCUCCGCUGAGCGCUCGUUGUCAUCGGGCGGCUAGUCUUCUCUACAUCUAUGUGACGCAAAUGGCUGUCAAAAUGGGCUGUUCUUCAUUGCUUCCGGAGAACAUUGCAGUCCAAAAUAUGGACACGCACUGGACGGCGUCCAUUCGCCUCUGGACGGACCUCACUAGGCUGAUGAAGACGGCAUCGGCCAUGUUCUUCCAGUCAAUGGCAUCCACCAAGCAGCAGCUGGGGUCGGGUCAGUACCUCAUUCUUCUGCAGCAUUUUGCUCCCUCUCUAGACCGCUGGCAUGAGCAAUUUACAGCAUCGUCAGACAUCCCCCAAGCCCUCGGCUCCCUCAUCCUGAUCGAAUACCACUACCUCCAAAUCUGCACAAGCGCCCUUUCCAUCCAAGCCGUCGUCGAACGCGCCGUCGCCCGUUCGUCAGCGCACCUCGGCGAAACCGAAGGCGUAGAAUCCUGCAUCCUCCCACAGGACCACACAUUCAUCCGCAACGUCGUCACAGGCAGCCGGAGUGUCCUCGAGAUCGCAACCUCGAUGGCUGCAGAGGGCCGUCUGCGAUACGCACCGCUGCGUGCGCUUGUCUGUAUAACAUCUUCAUCCAUCUUCCUCCUCAAGGCGAUUAGUCUCGGUGGGCGCCAUGCAGACCUCCAGACUUCGCUUGAUAUUCUUGACAGAUGUAUCCUCGCGCUUAGAUCGUCUGGUACAGACGACAUGGACUUUUCGCUCCGCUACGCAACUCUGCUAGAAAAACACGUCGCUCGAUUCCGCGCGAAUUUCAUCCUCCCUCACCAGCCCGCCCCCUUCAAUACAGGCACAGGCGCUCUGCCGACACCUACCGUUUCUCAACGACAUGACAACCCACUCUCAAUAACCCCCGCAACCCCAUACACCCAUCCAAGCUCCACUAGUAUGCUCUGGCCACAGCAACAAUACCCAUCCCUUGACCAAAUGCCCGCCGCCGAAGACUGGUGGGCGCGCCCGUUUGACCCGAACAUCGCGCCGUUUAGUACUCAUGGCAAUGCGGGGGAGGGAGUCUCGCUGGGACUGGAGCUGGAUUCUUUGGACUUUUUGUGGAAUUUGCCGAUUGUUGAUGGGGUGGAUAUGCAGACGUAGUAAGUAGUCAUAGUCGUAUAAGAAUUAAACUACUGUAAUGGAAUUUUUGAAUAAACUAUGGUAUGGUCGA